Messenger RNA from Bathycoccus prasinos, 1698 nucleotides. RefSeq lists its product with no specific name. The record is from RefSeq and is a predicted model, not a curated record. NCBI's taxonomy places the organism in Eukaryota, Viridiplantae, Chlorophyta, Mamiellophyceae, Mamiellales, Bathycoccaceae. Bases 1 to 1698 code for a protein of 565 amino acids. The transcript has a single exon.
AUGAGCGGAGGAGGAGGAGGAAGACGCGGAGGGGUCGGAAAAGGAGCACGACCACUUUCCGUGUCCGAAGACAACAACACGGACAAUUCCAACGAGCUUUUAGAGCAAGCAAGUGAGUUCUUGUUGAAUUCACCCGAGAAGAAUACGAAGAAGAAUAAGAACAACAAAGGGUCGUCUCCUAACGAAAAAGACACUAUUAGCGAGAACAGCGAGAAGAACACGAGGAGCUCGGAGUCGGAGUGGACGACGGUAGUGUCAAAGAGAAAUCAUCUGUAUUUGGACACGAGCAAAAUGAAUACAAAGUCGUUAGGGGAAGACGGGCAACAACAAGCCUCCCCAGUCGCUUUAUCGCCGAUGACGAAAGUCAUACGAGAGGCGGAGAAGUUCGUCUCCAGAAAUGAUGCAGAGAAUAAUAACGCUACGACGAACAAUAACAACAACAACAAUGGGAAGGGGAAGAGUAACAGAAACUUGGAUUUUGAUUCCGCGACUAAUAAUACUACGGAAGAGGAGUGGCAGCAGCCGAAGAGCAAGAGAAAGAACAGCAUCACGUCGCCACCACCGAAAGUGAAAAUGCAUCAGAAGAAGAUUGAACUGCAAGACGACGACUAUUUUUCAGAGAGCGGCGGGACGCCAUCGCCGAGCGCGGGGCGAAAGAAUCAGUAUUUUGCCAACAAGAAGGUUGGUUCGACGACGACGACAAAGAAAGCAAACGGUAGUAAAGAGAACGAGCCCAACCGAGAAAAAACGAAUAACAACAACGAAAACAACAACAAAACAGUGACCUUCAACACUACGGCAACGGCGAUUGCGCCUUCAUCUUUAUCUUCUUCUUCAACUCCCGGAUCAGAACCCGCGUUCGCGACGAGAGGGGACAACAAAGGACGAAGCGCGGUGUCGUUUCAAAAUUUAUCGAGACAAUCUUCAGUAGAUCAGAUGGAAGCGAUGUUCUCACCGAGCGACGCGUCAGAUGCGUUCGGUAUGCCAUCGCCGUCUGGUUCGAUGUCGAAUCUGUUCGCCGAAAGUGGAGAUGAAGGGGACGAGUUAUCUCAGAGAGGUAAAAAAAUAGGUAAACACGUGAAGAUUAUGCGUAAAGAAAGCAUUUCACAAAUCGAUUCGAUUUUAGAAGGCGAAGAAUACGACCCUGCUCGACACGACGACGAGGACGACGAUGAUAGUGACGAGGACGACGAUGAUAGAAGUGAGACUAGUUUUGAUUCGGACAGGCAAAGACGAAAGACGACGACAUCGUCGCGGAGCCAAGGAGCAAAAGGAGGAGGAUUCGGCUCUCCAUUUAAGACGCGAAAUAAAGCGUUCGCGAACGAUGUGGACGAUUCAGAAGGCGAAAGGAAAGAGGCAGGUAUUAUAGAUAAUAAGAUGAAUAACGACGAGAACUUGGACGAGAACUUGGACGAACUCUACGCGUUGAAAGAUAAAGUAACGGAGAAGUUUUUUGCGUACAAAAACAAACCCGAUUUCACCCUCCAGCAAGCGCAGGAGAUGUUGAAGAAAGCAGAGGAGUUACUCGCGGGGGAUGCGAAAUCGGCGUUAGAAAUCGACCAGAGGUUAAUGCUUCUGGAGCAAGAGCUACGUGAAAUGCGUCAAGAUGCGACGAUAUUCUUUUACGGCGUGGGAGGCAUUUUCUUGGCGUGGACCGGCAUGAAAGUCGUCGGCUACGUUUGGUCCUUCUUCGGAUGA